AUGGGAACUCGCAAUUCCAGAAGCCCUCCUCUCUACGUUGGAGUCACCCGGUGGAGGAGACGCCUGUCUCCUGAAACUCUUGAGCUGAUACGCCAGCGUGGAGCUGAACGAGCCGCAGGGAACCAAGAACUCACGGCCGAGCUCGCAAGGCUUUGCAGAGAGGUGUUAAACCAAGACCUUAAAGAGAGAAGAGCAGAAGUGCUGGCUGAGGCUGCAAAGGCGGGGAAAAGCAUCCGCUAUGCCCGUCGAGACUUCGCCAGUCGCAAGACGAGGAUGACUGCUCUCCGAAACCCAAAGGGAACAGCCAUUGCAUCGAAAAAGGGGAAGGAGAAAAUCAUCAUCACGGCUUCUACUCUGAUCUCUUCGACAGCCAUGUCUACUACCCACCAUCUGAGGGAAGACGGACAUGUCAUUCCAGAGGUUCCUAAACAGUGGAAGACCACCAAGUCCGUGUUGUUGUAUAAAAAGGGAGAUCCACAUGACAUCGGCAGCUAUCGCCCAAUCUGCUUACUGUCCGUCAUCUACAAGCUCUUUACAAGAGUGAUCCUCAAUAGGAUUGAAAAAGUCUUGGAUGAAGGGCAGCCAUGCGAACAAGCAGGGUUUCGAAGAGGAUUCAGCACGGUUGACCACAUUCACACUGUUUCGAAACUCAUCGAGGUAUCACGAGAGUACAAGAUGCCGCUCUGUCUUACCUUCAUAGACUUGAAGAAGGCCUUCGACUCAGUUGAGACGGAAGCGGUCGUGGAAGCCUUGGGCAACCAAGGCGUCCCUACUCAGUACAUAAAGGUACUUCGAGAGUUGUACAGUAACUUCACGACCGGGAUUUCGCCAUUCUACAAGAACAUCAUCACUGACGUGAAGAGGGGGUUCCGACAGGGUGAUACAAUUUCACCCAAAAUAUUCACAGCCACCCACGAGAACGCAAUGCGAAAGUUAGAAUGGGACGACAUGAGAGUGAAGGUUGAUGGUCGGCAGCUACACCAUUUGCGUUUUGCUGAUUACAUCGUACUGAUAACAUCCAGCAUCAGCCAAGCGGAACGAAUGCUGACCAAAUUCGACGAAACAUGUGGAUGCAUCGGUCUUCAGCUGAAUCUACAAAAGACGAUAUUCAUGCCGAACAGAUGA
Messenger RNA from Necator americanus (New World hookworm), 1125 nucleotides. RefSeq lists its product as uncharacterized. The record is from RefSeq and is a predicted model, not a curated record. The transcript has 3 exons. Bases 1 to 1125 code for a protein of 374 amino acids. Lineage: Eukaryota; Metazoa; Nematoda; Chromadorea; Rhabditida; Ancylostomatidae.